AUGGGAUCCCUGAAGGCUCUCCAGGAGUGGUGUCGGCUACAGUGCGAGGACUACAACGAUGUGGAAAUCAGGGACAUGUCCGCGUCCUUUCGGGACGGCUUGGCGUUUUGUGCCAUCAUACACCGCCACAGACCAGACCUAAUAGACUUUGAUUCACUGUCUAAAGAAAACGUCUAUGAGAACAACCAUCUGGCAUUUGAGGUGGCAGAGGUGGAGCUGGGAAUUCCAGCCCUGCUGGACCCAGAAGACAUGGUGUCCAUGAAAGUCCCGGACCGACUGAGCGUCAUCACAUAUGUGUCUCAGUACUAUAACUUUUUUAACAACAAGUCCCAAGCAAACCCCCCAUCUAUGAAGAGGCUCAGUACAGUCAGCCAUAAUGAACCAUCUCAAAAAAGGCCGUCAACGCCUUUAGAAGACAAAGAGGUUGAGCCUGAGACCGGUGCAGAGGUGGCUGCAGCGGCCAAGCGCAGCAGCCUGAGCAGCACUUGUGCUGCUUGCCAGAAACACGUUCACCUGGUGCAGAGGUUCCUCAUCGACGGCAAGCUCUACCAUCGGAACUGUUUCAGGUGCACAGAGUGCCGCAGCACUCUGCUUCCUGGAUCCUACAAAGGAAAUAACUCCGGGGCAUUGGUGUGUACACACCAUCUUUCAAGACACGCUUCUGCCAGUCAGAACGGCCGUCCAGAUCUCAGUAAGAAACCAGAGGAAGUUCAGUCUGAUCGGACCGGUCGCAGUGCAGCUCCCUUCCCCGCGCUCUCUGAGAGGGAUGAGGUGAAGACCCCUUCUCCAGUUCGCUCAACAAGCACUGAGACGCCAGCUGAUGACUCGGUCACAGCCACUGCUGUAGUAACAAGUAAGGAAGAGUCUUUGGGUGAGGAAGAAGAGGAAUCGCGUCCUUCUUCUCCUCCUAAUCCUUUUGAAGAGAGUGAUGAAGAGGAGGAUGAGGGUGAAAUAGAGGAAGAAACUCAAGCUGAAGAAGCUUUAAAUGGGGAUCUUCCUCCCCCCUCUGAUGGUGAAGCUGCUGAAGCCAGUCGACCUGUUCCUGCACCCAGGAGGGUGUCAGAGGUCACCCCUCCACCUCGCCCAGCGCCUCGGGUUCGGAUGUCCUGCACCGCAAACAGCUCCCCAGCCGGUGAACAUCUGAAGCCUCCCACUCCUCCCAAACCAAGAGAAAGAUCACAGUCUCCUGGAAGUGGCACCCAUAAACUUAAAGACCCACCUUGGCUUGCCCUGGUCCAAUCAGAAACUAAGAGGAAGAAAGCCCCUCCUCCACCCCCUCCUGGAGUGGCAACGCCUCCAAACCCAGGCUCUCUGUCUUCUCUCCAAGCGGAGGGCUCUGAACCCAGCACGCCCCCCAACCCAUUUGAGGAUGAGGACGAUGAGGUCAAUGAAGAGGGAAGCGAUGGAGGAACAGCUCUACCCGCAGUGGCGGCCACCCACCCAUGGUACAACAUCACUCAGACACCUGAGGGGGCAGGUUCAGAGGUCACGCCCAGAACAGGAAGUUCAUCCCGUUCUGCCAGCCCAGGCAGCGCGAAGAGCAAGAAAAGGCCAGCCCCUCGGGUUCCCCCCCAACCGCCUACUGGGAACCAAGCUUCCUCUCACUCGCAGCCCUCUUCCUGUUCUCCUUCUCCAGCUCUCAGCAUAGAGAGUUUGUCUUCCUCCUCAGACCACAGCUCCUCCCAGCUCCCACUGGGUGCCAGCAGCGACCAGGAGCAGAGCUUCAGCAAGAGUGUCUCAGAGCCGUCCAUCUUGUCACCCAGCGACAACCCAUCUUCCUCGUCCUCGGCAGAUCUCCUGAACCAUUCCUCCCAAAGCUCCUCCCCGUCUGCUUUGCCUCCCAAUGCCAGCUCUGCGCCGGCCACUCCUCAGACCAGCCGCAACACUGGAGCCAAGCCACCUCGACCGACCACCACUCCCAGCCCGCUAACCACGAAGGCACCCAACAAAAAGUUUUGUAAGGAGAAUCCCUUCAACAGGAAAGCUUCUCCUUCCAAUGCCAAAUCUGAAACUCGACCUUCCAAAGGUUCUCGUCCUGCCAGACCCCCGGCACCAGGACACGGGUUCCCACUUAUCAAACGCAAGGUGCAGUCGGAUCAGUACAUCCCAGUAGAGGACAUCCAUGCGGAGUUGGUUCAGCUGGAGAAGCAGCUGGAUGAGCUGGAGCAGAGAGGGGUGGAGCUGGAGAAGAAGCUGAGAGACACUCCUAACGAUGAGGAUGAGGAGCGCCUCCUGGUGGACUGGUUCACUCUGAUUCACCAUAAACAUCAUUUAGUGCGACGUGAAGCUGAGCUGGUCUACACUGCAAAGCAGCAGAACCUGGAGGAGAGGCAAGCUGAUGUGGAGUAUGAGCUGAGGUGUCUUCUCAACAAACCAGAGAAAGACUGGACUGAGGAGGACAAGAGUCGGGAACAGGAGUUAAUGGCAGAGCUAGUUACCAUCAUUGAACAGCGCAACCAAAUAGUUAACAGCAUGGAUCAGGAGCGACAGAGGGAAGAAGAAGAAGACAAACUAAUGGAGGCCAUGCUGAAGAAAAAAGACUUUCACAAGGAUCCAGACAGUGACCACCAGAAGAAAAAAGGGACAAAGUUCAAACCCAUCAAGGUUCUAAAGAGGCUGAGCCAUAAAGGAGACGCAGGAAAGAGCCACAGCCCUCGCAAGGACAAAAGCUGAGGAGCAGGGACUGUUGGACUGUUUUAACAAGACUAAAUAAGUUUUUAUUAAAAGAAGAAUUAUGAAACAUAUCAGAUCAAGAAGAGAAACUUCACUUGCAACCUUGCAUCUGCUCACAAUCCUUCUAAAAUGUCUGCAGUGACUGUUUCCAUCUGUCUUUGUGUUUCAAAGCGAUGGUCUAACAAGCAAGUGCUUUCUGAGCUCUGAAUAGUAAACACGGUGAAGUGUAAGGGAUGUUUUUAUUGCGCAACACUGAUUUGUUUUAUUUCCAAGCUUUACUCUUCCGGUGUUGCUCAGUGACCAUGAAGGUCCGGCAGAGGACCAUGUUUUAAACUUUUUGUUUCACCUCGAUACCUGAGACCCACAAGUCAUGGUUUUAUUGUAGGGAUGCACCGAUCAGAACUUUGUGGGAGUGGAUCCAAUCUCUGGUUCAGUUAUGCUUUGACCUUCCGAAAUGUUUUUUAUCCAAAUCCAGAUUUACUUGGGGGCAUGAGAGGAGUAUUCUUUAAGAAGAAAACUGCAUUCAAUACAUUCUUUUACACAUUUCUUGUCCUCAACAAUCAUUAACAGUUAAUCUUGGAAACAGAGACAGUUUCAGACUGCAUCUGAGAAUAUAUAAUAAGUAUAAUGAUAAAUUGAUGUUGAAAACCAGAAAGAAUAGAACGGGCCAACUACAGUUAGGGGUGCACCGAUUGCAGUUUUCUGGCUGAUCGCUGAUUACGGAUCUUGAAAAAGCCUGACCUGCCGAUUUUUUUCCUGCUCCUUUUUUCUUUUUUGUCUGAAAUGUUGCUGAGUUGGGGUGACUGUUCACUGCAAACCUGCAGACAUGACCUGGUGGGCUGUUGAAUCAGUCACACUUCUCACAGGAGAAAAGAAGAAGUGGCUGAUUUUUAGGCCUUUGCUGAGGUAGAUGAUUGGGGGAUAAGAUUGACUUCACAUUGUAAGUAUUGGAUGAUCACCGAUUUCCCAAAAUUAAGGAAAUUUGCGCCGAUACAUCGGUGCACCCAUAAUCUAUGAAUGUAAUUCAUUCAGCCCUCCUGUUACCUACUGAAAGUGUCACUCUCUCUCGUUCUGCAGCCUUAUUUGCAAAAACAUUUUUUUGUUUUCAACAAGGUUCUUACAGCAGUGGAGCUUCUUCUGACUACAUUUUAAACACCCCACAGCUACAGAAAAUAUUCUCUAUACUGUAACAGCGUCCACAGGUCAGAUUUUUGUUACUGUGACCUGAUGGUGCAGAGGUACGGUGCGUUCACUGAUCGGUAAAAACAUCACAUUUUUGAGUUUCAGUUUGGCUACUCACAGUUUGGCUAAUCUGACAUGUGUAAUGUCAGAUUACACAUACUAUGUGUAAUCUGACAAUUACAGAUUACACAGAUUUAACUUAGGGUAAAGGGUCACCUUACCUUAGGAGAGAAGGUGGACCUUUUAUUUGUUUCAACCCGUUUGGUUUGAACUGGUGGUACUAUGUUUUUUAGGAUGAUUGUGUUUUUGCUUUAAACUGCAGCAUUUUCCAUUGAAAAGCUCAACCAGUAAAGUAUACCUAAAGAAUUCCAGCUGCUGUAGUGUCUCUGAAAUACUUGUCAUUUGUUUGUGCCUGUGCUGGAAACUUGCAGUAUUUAUGAGAAGAGUGUGUUUGGGAAAAAGGUGAAAGGGAGAAAAUGUUUUUUUUAAAUAAACAACCUUGUAGCUCUGUUAUAGUUCUCAUAAUUAUCCGUCACACAUGCAAUAAUUAGAAAAGGACAGUAUAUCAAUAAGCAAAAUACCAUUUUAUAGGAGCUUUAACUAUCAGGUUUAUGUAGGCUUCUUUAUGCAAUCAAUAACUUUCACAUUACAAAGCCUUGCUGUUUGUAUAUUGCCUUAAGGUUCAUAGGAAAUUGUAUUUAUGAUCUUGCUGUUUGAGUGCCAUUUAUUUAACUGCGCACGUGGAUGAAGGUCUGUAGAGUUCAUGUAAAUGUGUGUGUUGUUGCUCUGCUCAUGAUUUUGUCAUUUAGUUUCACUCCUCUGCCAUCGCUCUGCCUCUGCUCUGUGCCUGAUUUUUGUCCAGCGUGAACCAAGGGCUUCGGUCGCACAUCUUUCUCAACUAUACUGUAUUCUGCAACAGCAGCCGGAUUAAAUAAAGUACUGACAGAUGUAGGGUGAAGAAUAAACCAAAUUUAUUUA
Molecule: messenger RNA, 4833 nt
Organism: Xiphophorus couchianus (Monterrey platyfish)
Lineage: Eukaryota; Metazoa; Chordata; Actinopteri; Cyprinodontiformes; Poeciliidae
Gene: micall1a
Product: MICAL-like 1a
Exons: 16
Coding region: 1-2673 (890 amino acids)
Molecular function (GO): protein binding
Source: RefSeq, a predicted model, not a curated record